Molecule: messenger RNA, 1201 nt
Organism: Papaver somniferum (opium poppy)
Lineage: Eukaryota; Viridiplantae; Streptophyta; Magnoliopsida; Ranunculales; Papaveraceae
Product: oxygen-evolving enhancer protein 2, chloroplastic-like
Exons: 4
Coding region: 139-933 (264 amino acids)
Biological process (GO): photosynthesis
Cellular component (GO): photosystem II; photosystem II oxygen evolving complex; extrinsic component of membrane
Molecular function (GO): calcium ion binding
Source: RefSeq, a predicted model, not a curated record
UGCCCAAACAAUUUUCCUUCACACAACACAAAGACAACUCCUCCAAUACAAACCAUCAUUUCUUUUACAACACAGAUUAGUUUUCCAGAGAGAAAGUAGUAGUGAAAGACACAGACAGACUGUGAUCAUUAUUAAUCAAUGGCCUCCACUCAAUGUUUCCUUCACCACCAUGCACUCUCUACUGCCACCACUAGAUCCAAGUCAUACCGCCAGGUAUCAGCCAUCAAGCCUACUUCAACCCAGCUCGUCAUCCGGGCAACCCAGAAAAACUCUGUAGAGGAGGAGAACAAUGCUGUUUCCGUCUCCAGAAGGUUUGCUCUUACCGUUCUUAUUGGAGCUGCAGCUGUUGGAUCUAAGGUCUCACCAGCUGAUGCUGCUUACGGAGAAGCCGCCAAUGUUUUUGGCAAGCAAAAGAGCACUGAGUUCAAGACAUACGUAGGAGAAGGUUUCAAGUUAGAGCUUCCAGCAAAAUGGAACCCAAGCAAAGAAGUAGAGUUCCCCGGACAGGUUUUGAGGUACGAGGACAAUUUCGAUGUCACCAGCAAUCUUUCAGUCAUGAUCACCCCUACCGACAAAAGUUCCAUCACCGAUUACGGUGCACCUGAAGAUUUCCUCUCAAAGGUGGAUUAUCUUCUAGGAAAGCAAUCUUACUUCGGCAAGACCGAUUCCGAGGGAGGAUUUGACACCGGUGCUGUGGCAACAGCAAAUCUAUUGGAGGCAUCAUCACCGAAGGUUGACGGAAAAACAUAUUAUUACUUGGAAGUCUUGACAAGGACAGCAGAUGGAGAUGAAGGAGGUAAACAUCAACUUAUUACUGCAACCGUCUCUAAUGGAAAGCUCUACAUUUGCAAGGCACAAGCCGGUGACAAGAGAUGGUUCAAAGGUGUGAAGAAGUUUGUUGAAAACGCAGCAACUUCCUUCAGUGUUGCAUAAGAGAAAAGAAAUGAGAUAUUUUAAAACUCAAUUCGGGUUGUUUUGCUUAAAUUUUCUAUCUCUUGCAUGUAAAUGAUGAUUGGAAAACAAGAUAAUAUUAGGAAAUGCUGGGGUUUUAAGUUUGCUUAUUAUCACAUUAUAUAUAUGAGUUGAUGAUCGAUUUGGGAGCAAACUGGCUUGCUAAAUUAGCCCAAGAUUUAUGGUAGCUUAGGCUGUUGUUGUAAGGACGAUAACGUCGUAAAGAUACUAGAUUAUGAAUUAUCACGUG